Anopheles gambiae (African malaria mosquito) is the source of this 1161-nucleotide messenger RNA. RefSeq names its product large ribosomal subunit protein uL2 (gene RpL8). The record is from RefSeq and is a predicted model, not a curated record. Gene Ontology annotation, biological process: cytoplasmic translation. Gene Ontology annotation, cellular component: cytosolic large ribosomal subunit; ribosome. Bases 154 to 939 code for a protein of 261 amino acids. NCBI's taxonomy places the organism in Eukaryota, Metazoa, Arthropoda, Insecta, Diptera, Culicidae. Gene Ontology annotation, molecular function: RNA binding; structural constituent of ribosome. The transcript is spliced from 3 exons.
ACUGACAGCUGUCAAAGCGAAGUGUGCGUUUCUCUGCUUCCUGCAUUAGACAGUUCGGCCGUUCUCUCUUUCUUUCCGGCUCGUCGCAGAGUCUAGUGAACACACAUUUUGUGUAUCAUUACAUUAACUUUUAAGCCCCUUUAAGGCGUCGAAAUGGGACGCGUCAUUCGCGCGCAGCGUAAAGGUGCCGGAUCCGUGUUCCGGGCCCACACCAAGAAGCGAAAGGGAGAGCCGAAACUGCGCCAUCUCGACUAUGCCGAGCGUCACGGUUACCUGAAGGGUGUCGUGAAGCAAAUCAUCCACGAUCCAGGCCGUGGUGCCCCGUUGGCGGUCGUGAACUUCCGCGACCCGUACCGUUUCCGCCUGAGCAAGCAGCUGUUCAUCGCGGCCGAGGGCAUGUACACCGGCCAGUUCGUGUACUGUGGACGGCGCGCCCAGCUGCAGAUCGGUAACGUGCUGCCGAUCGGUCUGAUGCCGGAAGGUACGAUUGUGUGCAAUCUGGAGGAGAAGACCGGCGACCGUGGCAAGCUGGCCCGCACGUCGGGCAACUACGCCUCGGUCAUUGCGCACAACCCGGACACCAAGCGUACGCGCGUGAAGCUGCCGUCCGGUGCGAAGAAGGUACUGCCGUCGGCGAACCGUGCUAUGAUCGGUAUCGUGGCCGGCGGUGGCCGUAUCGACAAGCCCAUCCUGAAGGCGGGCCGUGCGUACCACAAGUACAAGGUGAAGCGCAACUGCUGGCCGAAGGUGCGCGGUGUGGCGAUGAACCCCGUCGAGCAUCCGCACGGUGGUGGUAACCAUCAGCACAUCGGUAAGGCGUCGACCGUCAAGCGCGGCACGCCCCCGGGUCGCAAGGUCGGUCUCAUCGCUGCCCGUCGUACCGGUCGUAUCCGUGGUGGCAAGGGCGACGAGAAGUUCAAGGAGAAGGAGAAGAAGUAAGCAGCCGAGUGUCGUCGCUGUGCUGUUUAUGUUCUGUGGUGGUGUUUAUACUUUUUCUUCCGGCACCCGACGUCCAUCUGUACGGUGUGUGGAAGAGAGGAGGGAGGAACGCGGUAUCGAUAUCGUUUGUGUAUUGAUAAAACAAAGAGAAGGAAGAGGAAGAAAGCGAAAAGAGGAGUGGGAGUUGAGUUGUUAAAUAAAAUAAUCAACUUCCAACCACAA